AUGGCACCGUUUGUUUGGGACUGUCUGUUCUGUUUGCUUCCGUCUCUGUUUCUGUUCCUGCUGAGUCUCGUCCUUCGCUGGCUCAGAGCACGCUGUCGGUCGGGAUGGGCGUCUGUGACUAAAGAAGAACCUUCACUCAUCUGCAAAACCUCUGCGCUGGCCAAAUAUCUGCUCCGCCACUGUGGCUCUCUGGCCAGGCCGAGACCGGCUGCAUGGCCCAGGGGAGACCCCCACCUCCAGACCCUGUCUGGUCUGCUGUGUGGACCACAAGGAGACACAGUAGAGUUCACCAGGGACAAUCUGUUACUGAGAGACGGGGGGAUAGUAGCUGUGGACUGGGCUCUGGAGACAGGACUGGGUGGGAGGAUUGGGAGGGGGAGGUGGGAGGGGAGGAAGGAGCAUCAGUUGGGGGGAAAGGCGCUGGGUUGCUUCACCUCGACCCCUCCUGUCCUUCUCCUCAUCCCUCAUUCAUGGGGAGGGGUGAGCCCUCACUUGAAGGCCCUGUGCCAUCAGGCCAUCCGUCAGGGCUUUUACGUGGUGGUGUUUCACCCUCGGGCCACAGCAGGGUGCCCACUGACCACAGCACGACUCACUGAGUUUGGAGACCCGGCUGAUCUUGAGCAGGCAUUGGCCUACGUCCACAGCCGCCACCCGUCCUCUGAGCUGGUGGCAGUGAGUGAGGGUUCGGGUUCAGGAGUCCUUCUCUCAUACCUGGGGGAAUGUGGAUCGAGCACAUACCUGACUGCAGCUGCUGCCAUCUCACCUGUGCUCCUGGGCCAGCUGUGGUUCAAAACGGCCAUGCCUGCCAUUUAUCGCUGGGGAGUGCUGUUGAAGCGGAAACUGCAGCUGAGAAGAUACGCAAAUUCCUUCAGAGGAGUCGUGGAUGUGGACCGGGUCCUCAGCUCUUCCUCCCUGAGAGACUUUGAAGAAACUCUAUUCUGCUCUUCAGCCCAGCUUCCGGAGAAGCCUCCAGUCAACCCUCAAAACAACUCUGGACUGAGGUCAAGACCUCAUUAUGAGGGGGAGGUGGCUCCCUCAGUGGCCUGGGCACUGGGGGAAAGGGCUCAGCCAGCUGAGGACUGGGACAGCUACUGGGAGAGGAACGAACCCCUGAGAGAUGCAGAUGAAGUGGCCGUCCCUGUGCUCUGCAUCUGCAGCCGCGACGACCCUCUCCUCCCUCCUGCCUCCACUAUACCCAUCGCCCUUUUCCAGAGCAAUCCCCACUUCUUUCUGGUGUUGACAGACAAAGGAGGGCACUGUGGAUUCACUCAAGAACAGGAGGAGAUGGAGGGAGGGAAGGAUGAAAAUAAGGAGGUGGAGGAAGGAAGCUGGAGUCACAUCGCAGUUCUGGAGUACUUCAGAGUUGUGGCUGAUUUCCUAAGAGGGGAGAGGAUGGAUGGAACAAGCUGGGGUGGUCCACUGGGGGAAGACAUCCAGGCUGGGCAGAGGAACAGGGGCAGUAACACGGCCCUUCUCCGCAGGAGGAGAGCCACCGUGAUGAGGAGAUCAAGACCUCGGGCACCAGAACAGAGCAGCGUGGAUGCAGAAAGAGAGAACUUCACCUGGAAAAGGUCCUAUACACGCUGAGGACGAAGAUGGUGGAGGAUUAGAAAGAUUCUAUCGACUUUUGGACUUUGUCAAUCAAACAUCUGGAAGAUAAAAGCAGCAUGGGAAUGGACAGCUGUUGGAAAAAAAUAUUUUCUUCUUCAUUGAUCAUGUGGAUAUUUGGUUAAGAUAAACAUUGGUAGGGGUUGGAAUCACAAGAUAACCUAUGAUACAACAUGCAAUACAUGGUCCACGAUAACAUCACGAUGCAGCAGCUCUGCAAUAAUAAUGCACGAAAUAAUGAUACAUCACAAAAAAAUACUAAAUGCCCCUAAAGAGUUUCACUGCAGGAUUCGUAUGUUUAUUCACUGCAAUUUGGUGUCAGUUUCAGAGUUUUACACAAACUGAGAUGAAACAAGCGACAAAAAAAGUUUAAUCUUAGUGCCUCUUUAGUCUUUAACAAGCACACUGUCACCUCACAGAUGCCAUUAUUCAGAUGUAAAAUAACCAUAACCCAUAAUAUUGAUAUUUGGCCCCAGCAUAUUGAUAAUAUCAUGAGUAAGGACAAUAAUAUAUUGCAGAAUCUGUAUUUUAUCCCACCCCACCACUUUGUACGUAUCGAACCAUCAUGUUUCCAGGGAGUGUAGCUCGGAGCCACUGAAAAAAAGUCAAUAAAGAAAAAGGUUUUUAAAGCUUUAAAUACUUUUACUGUCUCAUGCUCCUCACACACAAAACACCAUAGGACAACGAAAUAUUAAAAUUACUUUAUUACAGAUGAUUCUUUAUCCAGUAGCCCUCUUCCAACAAAAAAUAGUAAUUACAAACAAAAUAUUACAUUUAUCCCCUAAACUUUGUUUCUGAAUUUCUUUUAUACAUUUUAAAUCACUUUGUCAUCUGUAAGGAAUAGCUUUUCUCUUCUGCUAUGCGACAUUCAGCUUUUUGCACAAUCUAUACAAUUUAAUACAGUUUAAUACAGGUCUCUGGACCAGGGAGAAUUAAACAGCAAGAUCCACCAAAUGACAGGAGAGAUAAAAGAAAUACUGAUCAACAGACUGUACAGAAAUGACCCUGCCUACCGCCUACUCUCAGCCAAUGGCAGCCAUCCCUCAGCACCCUGAGGGGGGGGGAAUCACAGUACACAUUUAAUCUGGUCAAUCACUUGUGCAAUCAGUGCAACUGAUCCAGUUCAGAGUGACCAAGGUCUAAAGCUAGACUCUGCCCCAACUGCCUCAAAACACACAACUGGGACUUCUAGUAAACACAAGAGAAAUCUAAAAGUCUGCCACUGGUUUGGCUGCUGACAUCAGCUGGAAAAGAAAACGACCCUUUCUGGUGUUAAAGGAAAUAAAAUCUCUAAGGAGCUGGAAAAAUAAAAGUUGGUAAAAUAUGUUGGGUACAAUGGCGUACUGGCUGAAGAAAGAAGUGGGGACACUUUUUCUCUGUGCCAUUAAAAAACAACAGGAUUGUAAAUUGUGAGUUCAGGGAGGUAAGAUUUUUAAAAAAGGCAAAUACUUUUAAGUGCAGUGUGAAAAUGCUUUGUGUAAAACCAGAACAGAAGCUGGAACACGCUUCAUAAGUCAGACGCUCAAGUUCAAAUCAUAUCAGUGGAUCCCACAACACCUAAGAGUAACUCUUUGUAGAUAUCAAACUACAGAUAUAUUUUCACUGUCUUGUGCAAGAACUUGUCAGGUUGUGGAGUGCACCAAAUGUUGUUUAUGCAGCCAAAUGUUACAGAACUGAGCCGCUUUUAGGACAUUCUUUAUUUUCUAUGUCACUGUGAUCUCGACCUAAAAACCACGAAGAACCUAAGUAGACAGCUUGAGUCUUCUAUACUGGGUACUGUAAUGUCAGUAAAAUAUAGCCCAUGCUAAAUCAAAGGCUACACCUAACUAGAUUUCAAAUGAUGUGCAAAAUUAUCCUCAUUCAGCAUCAAACAAAAAAAGGUCGCCGUUACCCUCGAGUCCAAGAGUUGAACUGUUGUCAUUCACAACAGAAUAUCUGUAACCAUCUCAGAACCGGUGGCUCCAAGUAAGACAGUGAAAACCCAGCGGCUGUAAAACACUUAAAAACCGCUGGUCUAAAACCACGUCACUGUGUCCGCAUCACAACAAGUUAAUUUGUCUUUGAUUUGUUAAUUGUGAUUUCCAUAUUUUCAAAUUCAAAAUAUACAAUAUUAACAGGUUUCCUGUACAUUCCACCUCUGAAGAUAAUAUAAUGCAUAAUCUCUGCAUUUCCCAAUAAGACUCCCACCUUUAU
Messenger RNA from Paralichthys olivaceus (Japanese flounder), 3801 nucleotides. Its product is annotated as protein ABHD15. Gene Ontology annotation, molecular function: monoacylglycerol lipase activity; short-chain carboxylesterase activity. Lineage: Eukaryota; Metazoa; Chordata; Actinopteri; Pleuronectiformes; Paralichthyidae. The record is from RefSeq and is a predicted model, not a curated record.